CGGUGGCGAUUGCGGCGACAAAAGUUCAGGCGUACAGCGCUCAGGCGCCUGUCGUCUUUCGUCUUUUGUCGCAUUUCGCACACCCGCGCGCUCCGCGAGGGCAUGACCAUGAGCCUUCCGCGAUUCGAUCCUGCAGCCAAAAGCUGCUCGCUCGAACCGCGGCCGACUCUGCCAUCGCGGCCGCAGCUGUUGAGCUCUUCGCAGAAGACUGGUGCCUCAUAUGCUGCCUCCCUGCGGAUGCUACUGGCGAGAUUGGCGGUCCGCUGUACUACAAGGAUGUGCUGACU
Messenger RNA from Emiliania huxleyi CCMP1516, 287 nucleotides. RefSeq lists its product as hypothetical. The record is from RefSeq and is a predicted model, not a curated record. NCBI's taxonomy places the organism in Eukaryota, Haptophyta, Isochrysidales, Noelaerhabdaceae. The transcript has a single exon. The annotation marks the transcript as partial.